AUGUCGGAUUGCGGCGAUCCAGUAUCCACCUCCGUGGAUGUAAACCACGACGACGAUAAGGAUGUCCCGACCGCAUCGUUUCCACGCUCUAAGGAGCAAGACUUUAUCGAGUCCUUCUCCCGGCGACCGAGCUUUAUGGAUCAUCUAGCGGACUCCCGAGAGUCACAGUUCCACGUACAGGACAGAAGCGAGCUGGAGCGAUACUUUCAUGGACCUCGAAAUAUGACCAGACAUUCGAAAUGGCCAACCGUCAUGAGAGUCCAAGGCAGCGUAAUGCCUCAGAUGAUUUUACCGCUGUUGCUAGUCGGGGGCUGGGCUACUCUUAUUACAUGCAUUUCUCAUUUCAAACAUAAUCUUGGUAUUAACAAUAUUCUUCUUACCGUCCUGGGCUUUGUGGUGGGUUUGUCAUUGUCUUUUCGUGGCUCAACUGCGUACGAAAGAUGGGCGGAUGGACGCAAGUACUGGGCCGGGCUCAUUCAAACUUCGCGUAACCUAGCCCGCGUCAUCUGGGUACAUAUCGGCGAACGUGAAGGAGAGGAGAAUAGCAAGGUGGAUCUUCUGAGAAAGAUAUCAGCCAUGAACCUCAUUCUCGCCUUUGCUGUCUCAUUGAAACACAAGCUCCGCUUUGAACCCGAUGUUGCCUAUGAGGAUUUGGCCGGCCUAAUUGGCCAUUUAGACACGUUCGCACUCGACGCGCAUGAUCAUAGCGUUGUAUCGCCGCAUUCGAAAACACCUUGGAAAUCCAUGGGAGAGUAUUUGGGCUUCUCAUUCGCCAAGUCUAACCCUCGCAAGCUCGUCAAGCGAUCCAAGAAACCACUUGGACAUCUCCCGUUUGAGAUCCUCGUUCAUUUAUCCGCCUACGUUGAGUGUUGCGUCAAGAAUGGUACGCUCUCGGUGCCACAGUACCAGGGCCAAGUCAUGACCAUGCUGUCCUCGCUAAACGAAAUCUUGACCGGAACGGAGCGAGUCCUAGAUACGCCUCUACCCGCAGCUUACAGUAUCGCUAUAUCACAGAUUUCCUGGGUUUACGUGAUGCUCCUCCCAUUCCAGUUGUACAAUUUCUUGCAUUGGACUACAAUUCCCGCAUCCAUAGUCGCCGCAUACAUCAUCAUCGGCCUACUCUUCAUCGGCAGUGAAGUUGAGAAUCCCUUCGGCGAAGACGUCAAUGAUCUACCGCUCACGACAUACUGUCGCCAAAUUGCCAAGGAGCUUGAUAUCAUAACUGCUACUCCGCCUCCAAGGGCGGAAGACUUCAUGGGUCGCCCGGAAAACUUGGUUCUAUUUCCUCUCAGUCAGGAUGGGUUUCCUGCGUGGAAGGAUAGGAGUAAGGCGGAUAUUCAUGCUGCCCUGCGUGCAAAGUUCGUUACUAAUCCAGGCGUUGUGGAUGGAUCGAAUGUUUCUACCAUGGGGAUGAGUUUCUCGACGCGAAGAACCACGGAGUCCGUGUGA
Messenger RNA from Penicillium cataractarum, 1449 nucleotides. Its product is annotated as bestrophin family protein. NCBI's taxonomy places the organism in Eukaryota, Fungi, Ascomycota, Eurotiomycetes, Eurotiales, Aspergillaceae. The transcript has 7 exons. Gene Ontology annotation, molecular function: chloride channel activity. Bases 1 to 1449 code for a protein of 482 amino acids. The record is from RefSeq and is a predicted model, not a curated record.